Rhizopus microsporus ATCC 52813 is the source of this 663-nucleotide messenger RNA. Its product is annotated as lactoylglutathione lyase. Bases 28 to 510 code for a protein of 160 amino acids. Gene Ontology annotation, molecular function: lactoylglutathione lyase activity; metal ion binding. NCBI's taxonomy places the organism in Eukaryota, Fungi, Mucoromycota, Mucoromycetes, Mucorales, Rhizopodaceae. The transcript has 4 exons. The record is from RefSeq and is a predicted model, not a curated record.
CUGUUUUUCGUAACUUUAUCAUAUAUCAUGACUGAUCCUAGCAAGUACGUCUUUAACCACACCAUGAUCCGUGUCAAGGAUCCCGAGGCUUCUGUUAAAUUCUAUACUGAAGUCGUUGGCAUGAAACUUAUAACCAAACUCGAUUUUGAAGAAAGCAAAUUUUCAUUAUACUUUUUAGCUUAUGUUGAUUCUGUUCCCGAAUCCGAAGAAGAAAGAAAAAAGUUGGCCUUUAGUAUUCCCGGUGUUCUUGAAUUGACACACAAUUGGGGCACUGAAAACCAAACUGACUUUGCUUACUGUAAUGGCAAUACAGAUAACGGUAAAGGAUUUGGUCAUAUAGCUAUUAUUGUGGAUGAUAUCCAAAAGGCAUGUGAACGCUUUGAUUCUCUUGGUGUCAAGUUUAUCAAAAAAUUGACGGAUGGUAAAAUGAAGAAUAUCGCGUUUAUUGCUGAUCCUGACAAUUACUGGGUUGAGGUUAUUGCCAACCCCAGGAAUGGUGCUCCUGUCUAAUAAUAAAAAUAAAGGGCAUUGUGAUAAUGACUUUUCUUUCAUUGUGUCCAUGUGUAAAGCUAUGCAUUAAAAGGGUCGUAUGUGACAUAGUAUUAAAGGGGAAGGAAGGAGUUAUUUAGAUGAAAGAUAAUCAACAUUGCAUAUAAGUGAGCA